This is a messenger RNA of Parastagonospora nodorum SN15, 150 nucleotides long. RefSeq lists its product as hypothetical. The record is from RefSeq and is a predicted model, not a curated record. The transcript has 2 exons. The coding region runs from base 1 to 150 and encodes 49 amino acids. Lineage: Eukaryota; Fungi; Ascomycota; Dothideomycetes; Pleosporales; Phaeosphaeriaceae.
AUGUUGCAAGUUAGGAAGUGCACACCCCGCACGCGAGUUGAGGUGGAGAUGGGCGAAGAAGUCGUAUAUGCCAUCGCAGCGAGCAAGGCCGUUGUAGAGUCGAAUGUAAUGUGUGAGCGACAGGACCUUGAGAGCUUCUUGAAGCUCUGA